Molecule: messenger RNA, 921 nt
Organism: Aegilops tauschii subsp. strangulata
Lineage: Eukaryota; Viridiplantae; Streptophyta; Magnoliopsida; Poales; Poaceae
Source: RefSeq, a predicted model, not a curated record
UCCAAUCCCAGCCCACCACGGAAUCCCAUUCCCGAUUCCUUCUUCCCCAACUCCUCGCCCCCGCAACCUCCCCCUUCCUCCUCCUCCUCCUCCCCUCCUCCUCCACCCGUGCGCCUCGCUGGGGCCUAGGGUUUGCUCCCGCCCUUCACCGCCGCGACGACCACGGGCGCGCAGGACCCCACCGCCUCGGAUGCUAUGCUGCUAGGCUGCAGGUCCCUCUCCUCCUGGGUGCGCCGCCUCGUCGCCUGCAUGGGAAGUUGCCUUGGAUGCUGUGGCUGUGCUAAGCCUGCUCCGAUAAUAGCGGUCGAUGAGCCUUCAAAAGGUUUGAGGAUCCAAGGCCGCUCAGUAAGGAAGACAAACUUGUCUGAGGGCUUCUGGAGCACGAGCGCACACGGGAUUGGAAACAGCGCGCUACAAUCGCAGAGGAGCAUGUCUUCAAUCAGUACAGCGCCGCAAUCCAGCGAUCAGCAUGGAGCUGGAAGUAGCAGCAACCCAAACGAGUUUGUAAAUCAAGGUCUUGUGCAGUGGAACCAGACUAGACAACAGUGGGUUGGAAACAAAAAACGCAAAUCUCGACUUGAAAAGCCCCGAGAACCAAAGAUAAGUUGGAACACAACGUACGAGAGCCUGCUAGGAAGCAAUAAACUAUUCUACCAACCAAUUCCUCUUGCGGAAAUGGUAGACUUGCUUGUGGACGUGUGGGAGCAAGAAGGACUAUACGGUUAGACAUGGAAAAGAACAUUUGUUUCAAGUCACGUUAUGAGAUUAUAGAUUGUCAAGAGCUCAGUGAGCUCUAAGUUGGCAAAAGUGUAUAUUUGGUGAGCUCAAUUAUGUACUGGGACCUUGAACAUACAGUAUUAUUAUCUUAAAUCAAUUGUAAUUUAUUACUGCUUUUUAUAGAAUAGUAAUAAGUUGAUGGCA